Messenger RNA from Gasterosteus aculeatus aculeatus (three-spined stickleback), 4305 nucleotides. NCBI's taxonomy places the organism in Eukaryota, Metazoa, Chordata, Actinopteri, Perciformes, Gasterosteidae. The record is from RefSeq and is a predicted model, not a curated record.
AUAUUAAGCCGGCCAACGUAUUCAUCACAGCUACAGGAGUAGUGAAACUAGGAGACUUGGGACUGGGCCGAUUUUUCAGCUCCAAAACAACCGCCGCUCACUCGCUAGUGGGUACUCCUUACUACAUGUCACCGGAGAGGAUACAUGAAAACGGAUACAACUUCAAAUCUGACAUCUGGUCGCUAGGAUGCCUGCUCUACGAGGAGAGCUUGAGAGAAACCUGGUGCUGGACAACAUAGACGUGGUGGACAACAUAGACGUUGAGGACGUGGUGGACAACAUAGACGUGGAUGACGUGGUGGACAACAUAGACGUGGAGGACGUGGUAGACAACAUAGACGUGGUGGAGAACGUGGUGGACAACAUAGACGUGGUGGAGAACGUGGUGGACAACAUAGACGUGGUGGAGAACGUGGUGGACAACAUAGACGUGGUGGAGGACGUGGUAGACAACAUAGACGUGGUGGAGAACGUGGUGGACAACAUAGACGUGGUGGAGAACGUGGUGGACAACAUAGACGUGGUGGAGAACGUGGUGGACAACAUAGACGUGGUGGAGAACGUGGUGGACAACAUAGACGUGGAGGACGUGGUAGACAACAUAGACGUGGAGGACGUGGUAGACAACAUAGACGUGGUGGACGUGGUAGACAACAUAGACGUGGUGGAGAACGUGGUGGACAACAUAGACGUGGUGGAGAACGUGGUGGACAACAUAGACGUGGAGGACGUGGUAGACAACAUAGACGUGGAGGACGUGGUGGACAACAUAGACGUGGUGGAGGACGUGGUAGACAACAUAGACGUGGUGGAGAACGUGGUGGACAACAUAGACGUGGUGGAGAACGUGGUGGACGACAUAGACGUGGAGGACGGUGGUAGACAACAAAGACGUGGUGGAGGACGUGGUGGACAACAUAGACAUAGACAAGUGUUAGUCAGUGUUAAAUACACUGCAAGGCCCCAUCCAGACCUUUUACACGGACAGGGAGGCCGGCUUUGCUCUUGCAUGCCGAGGCCGGGCAGAACUCAACCUGGCCAGCUGAGGAACAAAGGAGGAAGGAAGGGUGUGUGUGUUUUUAUGUAUGUGUAUGUUCUGCCACCAGCAGCUCACACCCCUUAGACAGACAGCAGGCAUGCGUGUGCAUUGUAUGUUUCUCGAAUAUCAAUGAACCGUGUACACACACACACACACACACACACACACACACACACACACACACACACACAGUCUUAUACUCACCAGGACCCAGAGGUCAGAGAGUGAGUCAAUCAUCUAACCCAAUGCGACGACACAGUCUGAUAAAGUGUGCGUGUGUGUGUGUGUGCGUGUGUGCUGAGAGCAGGGGGCCGGCAGCUGUCAGGGGCCCGGAGCAGCAGGCACUAAUGAAGCAGAUGAAUAGUGCAAAAACUCCCAAAUACAAACAGGACAGUUGACAUUUUUCAUCUGUCAAAAGCAGAAGAUGCAUGAAAAUCCGACGGGGUCUUGUUUAACCCGUCGCCUGCUGGUGUCUGCAGCUGGUGGGUUUUCUGCCGCUUUCUCUUUUGCUUUCUCACUUAUAUCUUCUUUUCCUGCUUACUGAGAAACGUGUUGUUUUGGAAAGGACUAUGUAUCCCUUGCACACAAACCCACAGAUGUCCACACGACCCGCUGUACACCACUAAAAGUUUUGAAUACAUUUCUUAUGAAGCAAUUAAGAGUGUUUCCAACUCGUUGAAGGGAACUUUUACUGGCAGUAGUCAGCAUUCUCUGUUUGAAGAGUAGGGAUGAGUAUCAUUUGCAUUUUUUAUAUUAUUAUUUUUUUUAAAAAGCAAAUGAUUGAUGAAAUUAAAGAAAGGGUUUUUUUUUAAAUCGCCAAAGCUAAAAAAAAAAUCUUCAAAUUGAACAAGAAAUUAACUGUUUACAUUAUAAUUACAGUGUUUCCCCGUGUAAAAGCCAAAAGGGUGUAUAUGGGUUCAUAUGGGCGGAAACUUUCAGAUUUUAAUAACUGAGGGAAACGCUGACUUAAAUGAAUAUGAAUGGAAGGCCGAUGGCGAGCUAGCUACUGUAGCUGCACACACGGUACGCUAUCGUUAGCGGUUGCGGUGACGGCAUCAUCAAAGUAGUGUAAAUAAAGUUUUUCAAUCGGCUCAGGCACUGGAAUCUGCGUUCCUGUACGGUAGGUACCGGACGUACAGGAACCGGCACCAGUUCUCAGUACCCAACCCUAUUAAAGAGGGGAACUUAACUCUGAUCCACAACUUUUUGUGAGAAAGCCAGCGUAGCUCCAUUGCCACUGCGCCUUAGUAUUUUAUAGAGGUCAGUUGGUUUGCUUGUUGGAAAGUGAUUAUUAAAAAAUUAAAAGUUCCCUGACCUCAGUGGACGAUGCCAAUCAUCAACUGCAAAUUAGCUGGUGAUUUGAAAUUAAAAAAAAGUAAAAAUUCCAAGUGUCUUGUUGAUUGUUAUUGUUAUUUGAACUGAAUAUUGUUUUAUGUGGGAAGAUCACAAACUGAAACCUAACAAAACAAACGGUGGACUGAUCAUUUGAAUGUGUUGCAAAAUCAAUUGUGAAAUGUUAGGUCACACAUAUGGCGCUUUGUUGCUACUCAAAGUGCAUCAUUGCUGACACACACAGGAAUACGUUUUUCCUCACACAUCUCUUCUGUCAGCCGCCUGCUGAGCCGGCCUCCGUUGUAAUUGUGGGAGCGGAGGGAGAGGGGCGUCCGAGGGGGGAGAGAGAGAGAUCCUCUCCACUCGCUAUUGGCACGUGUGUUUCCGAGGAUCUACUGUCUUUAUGCGAGUGUUUGAUUAAGAGGGCGGAUUGAUGUGUGAUGGUGAAUCCCGUCCAGAGGAGAGACGGCCCGCUGAGAUUCUGCUGCCGUCAUCUUGACUCCUCACUGGAAGAUGUGACAGAGAUCCUGUCAAACUCGGCCCAAUAGGGAAUAAGACGUUUUCUGUCUCCGCACCAUCAAUGUUUUACACAUCUUACAGUGAAGACUGAAAGGAAGAGGACGUUUACAAGUUGGGGAGUGACGUCCAAGGGUUUACACUGGUAGCCACGAGCACGUAAUCGUUUUUAUUUGAACUUAUUCAAGCCACAGCUUGUAGUGGUUCAAUGAGUCUUUGCUCUGGUUGCUGGUCAAAUGUUCAUAUAUCCAUGAAGCAGGUUAGACCGUCCCUGAUGAACACAAAUCCAGCGUCUGUCGUUCUACCUCCAUUUCCUUUCUGGUCUUAAUCUAAAAAAAAAACAACUAGAUAUGGAGUCUGUUCCCACUGACCUGCUGAAUGGAACAAUUCCACUUGGAUCCGAAUGUUGACAAACUGUCGUCACACUACCAAUUAACAGACUGUCAAACACAAAGCGUACCUCCUCUGAGAAUCAUGUGGGGACCCCGGGGGGAGUAAAGAUACUAAUGCGUUAAAAAAAAUAAUGCAUUUUUCUUUAUUUUGUCCUUUCUAUAACAAUUCCUGCCUUGUGUUUCAAUCACAAACACUAUAUGUGCUAUCAAUUAGCACACCCUAUGUUUAAAACAUGUCUCCAGAGUACGUUUAAGAACAUUUCUCUAAACCGUGUUUAAGUUUGAAAUGAAGGAAAGGCUCUACGUCCUGUUUCACGUUGGUCCUGAACACUGUUUUCACACUUAAUUCGACUGUGCAAACCUUUUGCAUAAAGUUCCCUUUUCUGCCCAUCAAUACUCAAUAUAUGUUAGUGAUACACUUACUGCAACCUCUUCCUAUUUAAUACUAUGUUAAUAAAUGAAAACAAAGUCAACGCGCUGCAACAGCUCCGAGCAGCUCAUCCUCAUCAACCCUGACAGCCAUGUUUAUUUAUUAUCAGCUGGGCUAUUUGGCCCAACACAAAAGCCUGACGCAGAAUGUAUUUUGAUGGCACCGAAUCAGAGAAACAAUCUGAAUGAGUGUUCUCGUUAUGCGAGCCGGCUGCUGGCUUCGCCCUGCGCGUGCACAUUUAAACAAUGUGAGUCAGUCACUAACCCUGCCGGAAACGGCAUACUUUACUUUCUAUUCUUAGACAGGCUGGAGGGGUUCACCUAUUUCCACCGCGCUAAAGUCUCUUCAUCCUCACCGCUCCCACCUGCCCCUCCUCUGCUCCGCUGGCGUGCGUUUGUUUUGCACAGGAUUUCCUUCUCUGUGCUCCAGCAAACGGGAAAAAAGAUCUCCUCUCAUAUGCCUGCACCCCUCUCCUCACUCUUUGCUCUUCUUUUUGGAACUUCGUGCCUCUUAAGUCUCGUAAUGUUGAUGUUGUUGUUGUUGUUGGUAGUGGUGAAGAGGUCAAGUGGAAAUGGUUGUAUCACAACUAGUUGUAA